UUGUCAUUUAUUUAAAAAACUAACCUAUUUUUUUAAACAUUCGUUGUGCUUUAGUUAUACGUGAAGCAACUUUAUAAAAUCUGGAACAAUGGAUGAUGAGGCCGACAUUCGUGCAUUACAAACUGACUUAUUAACUCUUCGACAACAUUUUCGUGAAUAUACAAACCGCAAGAGUAAGCGACAGUAUAAAGAAAAACUGGAAAGACUGGAUAGUUUAGAAUAUCAAUUCGACGACUUGACACUACCAGAUUUUUCAGUGGAUGAUAUAAAGGACUUUUCUCAAUCAGAAGUUGAGGAGUUAAAGAAGAAAUUAAAGAAACACAUAAAAUUACUGCAGAUUCUUACUCAGAAGGCAAAUUGUCCGAUAUCUAGAAUUAUUGAUAAUAUUUAAGGUAAUUUUGGAUUCAUGUUUCAUAAAUGUCACUAGCUGUUUAUCGAAAAGUGCUAUUAGUGAUUUUUCCACAUGGAGAAGCGACGUUUUGUACUAAUAUUUAUAUUAAACUACUUGUAAAAUGUUA
Molecule: messenger RNA, 518 nt
Organism: Zophobas morio
Lineage: Eukaryota; Metazoa; Arthropoda; Insecta; Coleoptera; Tenebrionidae
Exons: 3
Coding region: 89-391 (100 amino acids)
Source: RefSeq, a predicted model, not a curated record